UGAUAAAUUGACGUGUCUGUGCCACAAUGUUUGCCUUUGUAUCUGUGGAAAAUAUUAAAAUGUGCGCGUGACGUGAGUUGAAUUACAAAAAACUGUUUUAUGUGCCCAGUGUCACGCGUGUUCAGACUCCGCACUGUAGAUGUCUCCAUAGUUACAAGUUUUAACCCAAUAAACACUGACCGAAGAAGAAAAUGACCAGGAAAUACAGGACUGAAUGGAGAAUCAUCAUUUGAUAAAUUUUUUUUAUCACAUGUUAAGACCUGCUCAUAACGACAAGGAUGGAUAAAGUGAUCACAUGUUUUAAGCGGAGACCAGAGGCAGUGUCCAGGCUCAUCUGUUUCCCAUGGGCUGGAGGGGGGUCCAUACAUUACGCUCGGUGGGGAAAUAUCCUGAACUGCUCCAUCGAAGUGCUGUCGGUUAAACUCCCUGGACGAGAGUCUCGGGCCAAAGAGCCUUUGUUCCAGAACAUGCAGCAGGUCGUGGACGAGGUCAUCUCUGUGUUACUGCCCUUGAUGAAGGAAAAACCAUUCGCUCUGUUUGGACACAGUUUUGGAGCCUUUACGAGUUUUGCUGUGGCCUGUGCUCUGAAGAAACUGCACAACGUAGAGCCCAUUCACGUCUUUCUGUCUGGAGCCUCUGCCCCUUAUUCAGAGUCGCGCCUGAAUUACCCAAAGAGGAGUGAAUUGUCCGAUGAGGAUUUCGUGCGGUGGAUGACGUCGAUCGGAGGGACCCCCCCUGAACUUCUGUCCAACCCCGAAAUCAUGAGGCUGUUUUUGCCCACGCUGAAGGCCGACCUCAAGGUGGUCGAGAGUUACAGGUGCAUCAGACCGGAGCAGCCCCUUUUGUCCUGUCCAGUCACAUGUUUUGACGGGAAGGACGACAUUCCUCACGACUUACAAGCCUGGAAAGAAAUCACGACUGGAGAGUUCACUGUUAAGAUGCUGGACGGUUCUCAUUUCUACCUGAAGGAGGCGACAAAUGAGAAGAUUUUGUUGGACUACAUCACAAAACAAGUAGAAACCUCAGAACUGGACUAUUUUUAAACAUGAUUUAAAUGAAUACAUCACUGGAUUUUAAUGUAGCACCUUGCAAGACGCUUUAUAGUUUAUUAUUUUUUCACUCCACACUCGGUGGUGGUGAGCUCCUAUUGUCACUACGGCUGCCAAUCUGCUCCAUCAGCCGCUCCGACCAGCACCAUCACUCACAUCCACACGACUUUCCUACUAAAUUCAUGGCCUACAUUUCA
Messenger RNA from Boleophthalmus pectinirostris (great blue-spotted mudskipper), 1246 nucleotides. It is a transcript of the gene olah, whose product is annotated as oleoyl-ACP hydrolase. The record is from RefSeq and is a predicted model, not a curated record. Lineage: Eukaryota; Metazoa; Chordata; Actinopteri; Gobiiformes; Gobiidae. The coding region runs from base 279 to 1043 and encodes 254 amino acids. The transcript is spliced from 7 exons. Gene Ontology annotation, biological process: lipid biosynthetic process.